This is a messenger RNA of Paramecium primaurelia, 1080 nucleotides long. NCBI's taxonomy places the organism in Eukaryota, Ciliophora, Oligohymenophorea, Peniculida, Parameciidae. The record is from the annotation of a GenBank genome assembly.
AUGUUAGACGAUCAACUCAAAGCAUUAAUAUAGAAGAAUAAUCUCAAAAUUGAAUAACACUAAACCAAAAUGAUGAUUAGAUUUCCUUAAACUCCUCAAGUUCGUGAUUCACAAUAAUAAGUAAAUUAAUAUUAAUCUUAGUCCUAAUUGUUUACAAAGUCAAACAACAAAAGUAGCAGCAUUGAUAAGAGUUAUUUUAGUUGUGUUCCAACUAGAAAGUCAACAAAAUAAAGCUUUUUUGUUCCAAAAUCUACAGUCACAUCAUAAUAUCUAGAUUCAUAGGCUUUUUAAGUAUAUUAAACUGAGGAUAUUCAAAAUACUCAAAUUUAAGAUUAUGUGCAAUAGAUUUAACAUUCUUAAAUGAAUAUUAAUGAUAAUAUAGAUAUCUCACCUAUGAAUUCAACAAUUCUUAAUUAAUUGAAAAGAGAAAAAGAGAUCAUCUCAUAAUAACAUCAAUUAUUAAUAUCAUAAAUGUCAAGAGAAAUCGAAAACAAUAAAAGAUAAUAUCAAAUAUCUGAAUAAACUUUAUAACAGUAAAUUAUUCAAUUAUAAAAUGAAUUAAAUGAAUAUAAAUAGUAUAAAACAAAAAGCUUAGAUUUAGAAACUAGUCUAUAAUAAUUUAUUAUUGAAAAUAAUGAACUCAAAUCUAAAUUAUAAGAAUAAAAUAAAUGGCUAUUUGAAUUAUAAGAUUAAUUUGACUUGAUUCAUACAAAAAUGACUGAUAUCAAAUAGAAAAUUCAAGACACUAAACAUUUCUCCAAUUAACUAUCAUAAAUAACCUUAUAUUUAUUGAACAAACAAACACCUCCUCUAGAUUUCUUAGUAUUUAUGAAUAAUCAAUCUAAACAAUUAUAACAUGAAUAGUAAUAAGAAACUGAAUUCAGAAAUAGAAAAUAAUAAAUUAAAUAAUAACAUUUUCAAUCUAAUCCAUUUCCCAUAGCAAAAGAAUCAUUUGCUUAAAUUUAUUAAUUUUAGAUUGAAAACUCUAUGAUACUUAAUUAAAUAGUCAAAGAUUUGAGAAAUAAUGUUGAUCGUUACUCUUAAUAAUACAUAGCAGAAGUUGGACUUCAUUUAAUGUGA